AUGCUGCGCUCCGUCUUCCGCAGCGCUCCUCGGAGCUUCGCCCGCCUCGCCACAACCACCACCCGCCAAGCAUUCACGUCUCCCAUCAAAUCAAGAAUCAUCUCACAAGCACCCCGAACCGCCUCAGCCUUCUUCUCAACAACCCCUUCCCGCUUCGACCAACCCAGCCAAGAGCUCGCCGCCAAGCUCGAAAGCGAAAUCGACAUCGAAGCCCAAGAAUCCAACACCCAAGCAGGCUCAGACUCCAACGUCGAGUCCUUCAUCGCCGAGAACCCCUUCUGGGAGAUCCAGGACCGGGCGGGCGAGCAGGAUGUCUACCUGACGAGGAAAUACGAUGAUGAGACUAUUACCGUGCACUUCAGCAUCUCUGAGUUCAACAGCCCGUCUGAGGAGUGGGGUGAGGAGAUGGACCCCGCGAUGGCUGAUGAGGAGGAUAUGGAUUUGCAGAGCGGCGGGGCGAACACCAAGGGUGCUAUAAACCGUGGAGGGACCGCGAACCAGAACUUCAAGGUUGCGCCUGAGGAUAGCAUUGCGCCAGCUGAUCGGGAGGAGUUGAGAGAUGAGGAGGACGACCAGCCAUCUAGCCCCGCUUUCCCCGUUCGCGUUUCCGUCCUCGUCCAGCGCGCCGGUAAGGGCUCCCUCAAGUUCAUCUUGACCGCAUCCGAAGGCGACAUCAUGAUCGAGCACCUCAUCCAACUCCCACAGUCCCUCUCCAGCAACGCCGCCGAGCUCCUCCGCAACCACCCAGAGAACCUUUACACCGGCCCACCAUUCCAGCAGCUCGACGAGGACGUUCAGCAGAUCCUCGAGCAGUACUUGAGCGAUAGGGGUAUCACCACCGCUCUUGCGACUUUCGUGCCUGAUUACAUUGAUGUCAAGGAGCAGAAGGAGUACCUCGGCUGGUUGAGGAGGGUCAAGGAGUUUGUCGAGUAA
Messenger RNA from Zasmidium cellare ATCC 36951, 933 nucleotides. RefSeq lists its product as uncharacterized. Lineage: Eukaryota; Fungi; Ascomycota; Dothideomycetes; Mycosphaerellales; Mycosphaerellaceae. The record is from RefSeq and is a predicted model, not a curated record. Gene Ontology annotation, cellular component: mitochondrial matrix. Bases 1 to 933 code for a protein of 310 amino acids. The transcript is spliced from 2 exons. Gene Ontology annotation, biological process: cytosolic ribosome assembly.